AGAAAGUUUAAUUUCAAUAUCGUGUAAUUAUUGUUCGGAGAUAUUUUUUGUUAAAAUGGAGAAGGACUGUGAUUUUCAAUCCAACUUCAUUGAGAAGAAACUUUCGUCGGAGACCAAGCUCGAUGUUUUCGUUAGCAAUGUCUCCUUAUCUGAAACACAGGUAAAAAAUUCUGCGCUUAAGGAGUCGUCGGUGGACCUUGAUGUACUGGCGCCCCUGUCGAUGGAGAUUUUCACAAGGAUGGAAACAGAGUUACAAAAGAAAGAGUACUUUUCCGACGACCGAGUGUCGAUCAGUAAAUUAAUAUCAAAAUCGAUACCGGAAGUCGACAACGUAGACAACCCUAACUCGUUGUCCUACUCGGACUGCGAGACUAUGUUCGACGUUACUUGCGAGAAUCUGUCCCACUAUAAUUCGACAACGGCGGAGAAAGACAGCGAUAGCGAUACGGAUAACACAUUGAUCUUCGAUGAUGCCGAGGAUGGAGAAACUUCAGUCCAAAACGAGAACGCAACACAGAGCUGUUGUUACAAUUCGUGCUACGAACAAUGUAUCGAACAAGUCUGUGAAAACUUGGAUUCCUUGGACCAAACGACGAACAACGUUUCGAUCGUCUCGAAACUUUCUACAAUCGAGAUAAUAAGCGUCGACCCUGACAACACGACCAAGAAUCAAGAUGAGAAUGCGAUUACAAACGAUCGUUGCUCGAAAGAUGUUAGUGAAGAAAAGACGAUCGAAGAAGAGCAACCGUUGCCAAACUUCGACGUUUCGAGCGACUUCGACCAUGAAAUGGAAAAUCUAAUUUAUUCCUCGCCCAACGCGAACAUCUCCAACUACAUCAAAUUCAGGGAGACUAUUAAAGAGCCAGAGUUCGAAUCAGUUUUGAAUCGGUCGAACGUAUUAAAGCUUUUGAUCGACGAAGUGUCCGAGGCCGAGCAAACGUCAUUAGACAAUCAUGCGAGUGAUUGCAACGCAACGGAAAAGAAGGACGAGGAAAAUUGUGUAGCAAAGUCGUAUUUGAAACAGGAUAAUGGGAAAGAGGAAGAAACGAAGGUAACGUCUCCGGAAAAUUACCUGAAGAAGUUAGCAGAGAUUACAGAAUCGAACUGUCCCAAAUCGGAAGAAGAGAUUCGUGAAACGUUGAAGAUGAUCGCUGAAGGGAAGGCGAAAAUAGAGGAUAGGAAGAACGAAGCGCUGAAGAAUCUCUCGAUGGAGUUCAACGAGGUGGAAAGGCUCGUAGCGGAACAAAGAAUUUUCGAGGAAAGCUCGUCGCCUGGCGUCAAAUCUGUCAACAGGGAUAACAACGAAUCUGACGAAAGCAUGGACGAAACGAACGCAGAAACAGAUAAUUUCGAAAUGCCUCUGACGAAGGACGAGGUAGCUGAGAGUUUCAAGAUCAAAACUAUGCGGAAAGAUGUUAUAGACGAGGAACAGCGUCGUGCAGAGUUAUUGUUAGAAUGUUUGCAAGUCAUCCCGAAGGCGAACGAAACCGAGGAGCCUGUUCGAAACCAAGUAGCAAUCGAUCCUGAAAUAAACGUCGACGAAGAGAAAAGCAAGGUUGCUCGUAUUUUCACGACAAUUUCAUCGGAAAUAGCUAAAGAGAAUCUGGAAUCUGAUGAACCGGAAAAGACUGAUUCUUCGAAUCCGACUGAAACGGUGAUCAGCAGUAUCGUCGAGGACAUUAUCGCUGAUACCGAAGACUCCUUGUUUUGGAAGACGUGGAAAGAACCGGAGAGAACGUACAUCAAAGGAAAAGUUUACGAUUUUGACAAGAAGAAACACGGCGUGAGGAUGACGGAGAAUUUGAUCAAGAACCACUGCAAAUUGGAAAAGCUUUAUCAGACACCGUAUCUGAACAACGUGCUGUAUCUUCACUGCAAAGGUUUCUCCUUCAUCGAGAACCUGGAGAAGUAUACGGGUUUGUCGUGUCUAUGGCUGCAGAACAACGGGAUCCGUGAGAUUGCCAAUUUGGAGAACCAGAGCAACCUGCGAUGCUUGUACCUUCAUAACAACCUGAUCGGCAAAAUCGAGAAUCUCGAGCACCUGGCCAAACUCGAUACUCUGAACCUCUCUCACAACACUAUACGGCGAAUCGAGAAUCUUGAUAGCCUGAAGUUCCUGAAUACUCUAAACCUGUCGCACAACUACCUACAAGAAACCGCUGACAUUGAGCAUCUCCGAUUGCUGGACAGUCUCUCGAUACUCGAUAUAUCUCACAACAGGAUAGACACCGACGAAGUCGUUAAUGUGAGUCCGUUAUGUUUCCUUAAUCGUAUGCCUCUGGCGUCUCUUCGACGGCUACCUCGGGUGCUCGGGACGCGAGUGAUGUAA
Messenger RNA from Colletes gigas, 2329 nucleotides. Its product is annotated as leucine-rich repeat and IQ domain-containing protein 1-like. NCBI's taxonomy places the organism in Eukaryota, Metazoa, Arthropoda, Insecta, Hymenoptera, Colletidae. The transcript is spliced from 6 exons. The coding region runs from base 56 to 2329 and encodes 757 amino acids. The record is from RefSeq and is a predicted model, not a curated record. Gene Ontology annotation, molecular function: protein binding.